AAAUAACAUAAAGAUAUAUAUAUAUAUAGAGAAUAUAUAGAAUAAACUGGACAAUUGGAAAACAUAAACAUUCAAGCAACGGGGAAUCGAAGUGCCAUAGUGAAACGCUAGUGUAUGUUCGAUCUGUUUAGUCAAUAUAUAAAAACAUACGACAUAUCGCCAAUUAAAUAGAUAUAUAUAUAUAUAUUAAUAUAUAUAUAGAAAGAGAGAGAGAGAGAAAUAGCAGAGAUAGUAGAGAUAGUACCACCGAGGAGGAAGCCACAGAGAUAGCAUCGACAAUAUGACAAUAUCGGGCGGCAAUCAACAUAAUAACAAUGCAAAUCGCAAAUAUGAAAAACUCAUUAAGCAGCCGCAGCAGAUGCAAUUUGGAACGUCCGUGACCGGAACCCAAACGGAUGUGAAUUCUGGCCGAGAUGCUGAUGCGAAUGAUGCUACCGAUGAUGCCGCCUUUGUCCAGGACUUUAACAAUUUCAAUAAGCAUUUCGGCAAUGGCCAUCAUGCCAUCAUCACAGAUCGCACAAUGCUGCUUUCGCCAUUGGAGGACGAUGUCACCACCAAUACCGCCGGCAUUGUCACGUACAAGGGUAAAUCGAAUGGAAAUGGAAAUGGUCAUGGGCAUGGGCAUGGGAGUAUCAGCCUGGAUUUCAACAGCAGCAGCAGCAGCAGUCCUACCUCAUCAACGUCAAUUGGCGGCAGUGGAACAACAACUCACCUGAAAGGCAGCGGACUCGGUGGCGGCCACUCGGAGCCAGGCGGUUGGAUGUGCCAUUGUUGUAAUUUAAUUGCACGUCGCUGCUUUGGCUUCAACGUUCGACGUUGUGUCCUGGCGCUUUUGGCCAUUACGGUGGUUAGCAUUUUCUACUACACGCAUUAUGUCGAUACGGGCGUGUUUAAUGGACUCAUCCAACGCGACACUCAUCCCGCUCCCAUCAUCAACUGCCGCAUGAUCAAUGCGGGUGGCAAGCACGUCCGAGAUGCCUCACCAGCGCCCGACCAUCGUUCAGAGGCUCGAUUACGCAUCGAUCCCAAGGUUCUCGUUUUUGUGGAAACCACAUAUUCCGGCUUGGGCAGGGACAUAGCCGAGCUGCUAGUCUACAAUCGGAUCAAAUACAAAAUCGAAGUGGCCGGCAAGAGUCUUCCCGUUCUCACCAAUCUGGACAAGGGCCGUUAUGGCGUCAUUGUGUUUGAGAAUCUGGACAAGUACCUCAACAUGGACAAGUGGAAUCGGGAGCUGUUGGACAAAUAUUGUCGGGAGUACUCCGUGGGUAUUGUGGGCUUCGUGAGUCCCAGUGAGGAGACACUAGUGGGUGCCCAGCUUCGGGACUUCCCAUUGUUUGUAAACACAAAUCUGAGGUUAAGAGAUGCCAGCUUGAAUCCAGCUUCAUCGGUGCUGCGAUUAACACGAGCAGGGGAAACCGCAUGGGGAGCCUUGCCCGGAGAUGAUUGGGCGGUUUUCCAGCAUAAUCACAGUACCUACGAGCCAGUGGAGUGGGCCCAGAGAAACACCCAGGAGUAUCCAGCGGAUAGUGUGGGUCAAGUGCAGCUGCCUCUGUCCACUGUUCUUCAAGAUCGGGGCCACUUGGAUGGGAUACAGAGAGUGCUCUUCGGGAGCAGUUUGCGCUUUUGGCUGCAUCGUUUGGUCUUCCUGGAUGCCCUGAGCUAUCUAAGUCAUGGCCAACUUAGUCUGAAUCUAGAGCGUAUGAUUCUGGUGGAUAUCGAUGAUAUAUUCGUGGGAGAGAAGGGCACUAGGCUGAGGCCAGAUGAUGUGAGAGCUCUGAUAGCCACGCAAAAGAAUAUAGCUGCCAUGGUACCUGGUUUCCGGUUCAAUUUGGGCUUCUCGGGGAAGUACUAUCAUCAUGGAACGAGGGAGGAAAACCUCGGAGAUGAUUUCCUGCUGCAGAAUGUCCAAGAGUUUAACUGGUUCUCGCACAUGUGGAAGCACCAGCAGCCCCAUCUGUAUGAUAACCUAACCCUCCUGAUGGCAGAAAUGCACUUAAACUACGCCUUUGCCGUGGAUCAUAAUAUACCCACGGAUUCGGGUUACUCCAUAUCACCGCAUCACUCGGGCGUUUAUCCAGCCCAUGAAUUACUAUACUUAGCCUGGAAGAAGGUGUGGAAUGUGAAGGUUACAUCCACGGAGGAGUAUCCUCAUCUGAGGCCAGCUAGGUUAAGGAGAGGAUUCAUCCACCGCAAUAUCAUGGUGUUGCCCAGGCAGACAUGCGGUCUCUUCACCCAUACCAUGUAUAUUGAUCGGUAUCCCGGGGGAAGGGAUAAACUAGAUGAAUCUAUACAGGGAGGAGAACUCUUCCAGACCAUAGUGUAUAAUCCCAUUAAUAUCUUCAUGACCCACAUGUCCAACUAUGGAUCAGAUCGUCUGGCUCUGUACACAUUCCAAUCGGUGAUCAAGUUCCUGCAGUGCUGGACCAAUCUCAAGUUGGCCUCAGCUCCGCCAGUUCAGCUGGCCGAGAUGUACUUCCGUUUGCAUCCAGAGGAGGUGGAUCCCGUCUGGGGUAAUCCCUGUGAUGAUGUGCGGCACAAGAAGAUCUGGUCGAAGACCAAAAACUGCGAUUCACUGCCCAAGUUCUUGGUGAUUGGUCCACAGAAAACGGGCACCACUGCUCUGUACACAUUCCUAUCCAUGCACGGCAGCAUAGCGAGUAACAUAGCCAGUCCGGAGACCUUCGAGGAGGUGCAGUUCUUCAAUGGGAAUAACUACUAUCGAGGGUUGGAUUGGUACAUGGACUUCUUCCCCUCGGAAACGCUGCCCAAUACAAGUUCUCCGAUGCCCACGCAGCUGGGAUCGCCCAGGUAUAUGUUCGAGAAGAGUGCUACCUAUUUCGAUGGCGAGGCUGUGCCGAAGAGAACUCAUGCUCUGCUGCCGCAUGCCAAGAUCGUUACGAUCCUGAUAUCACCGGCUAAGAGGGCCUACUCCUGGUACCAGCAUCAACGUUCCCACGGCGAUGUUAUAGCCAAUAACUAUAGUUUCUAUCAGGUCAUAACGGCAAGCGAUUCAGCACCGAGGGCACUGAAGGAUCUGCGGAACCGCUGCCUAAAUCCAGGCAAGUACGCCCAACACUUGGAACACUGGCUGGCCUACUAUCCCGCCCAGCAGUUGCACAUCAUCGAUGGCGAACAGUUGCGACUGAAUCCCAUCGAUGUGAUGAACGAGCUGCAGCGCUUCCUGAAAAUCCAGCCGUUGCUCGAUUAUUCAAAUCACCUGCGAUACGAUGUGAAGAAGGGUUUCUACUGCCAGGCCAUCAGCGAGAAGCGCAAUAAAUGCCUCGGAAAGUCCAAGGGACGUCAGUAUCCGACGAUGGAUGAGCGCAGUGCCAAGCUGUUGCAGCGAUACUAUCUGAAUCACAAUACGGCGCUGGUGAAGUUGCUCAAAAAGCUCGGCUCGCGGCCAAUACCGCAAUGGCUCAAAGACGACCUGUCCACGGGAACGUGAUAGCAGCUGUUUGUUGGCGGGGGAGGAGGACGAGGAGGAGGAGGAGGUGGCAGCAGCAGCAGCAGCAGCAGCGGCGGCAUAGGAGGCAUUAAGUAUCGCAAAUUGCGGGCAAAACUCAGGAAACAGUUGCAUUGGCUGCAUUUGGCGGCCGAAAAUGUGGAAAACGCUCAGCGACGACGACGUCACAACUGACAGAAUGAAAAUUUGGCGGAAAUUCAAUGGAAAACCCAUCAAACGUGUUUUGUUUUUCACUCUCGGCAGGCUUUUGCAAAUGCAAAAUUUGACAUAAAUUAAAUCGUUUAAGGUUAAAGUUUAUAGAAGUUUAAAGACUUUUUUGACAAGUUUGAGUUUGAAAGUUAAAGUAAUUUCAAAUUUUAUAUCUAAACUGAUAAAUGUAAACUACUUAAGGCCAUAUUGUUUUAAAAACUUUAAGUUGAUGUAAAAAUAUUUCAAAAUUACG
Molecule: messenger RNA, 3908 nt
Organism: Drosophila eugracilis
Lineage: Eukaryota; Metazoa; Arthropoda; Insecta; Diptera; Drosophilidae
Gene: sfl
Product: bifunctional heparan sulfate N-deacetylase/N-sulfotransferase
Exons: 5
Coding region: 281-3448 (1055 amino acids)
Cellular component (GO): Golgi apparatus
Molecular function (GO): heparan sulfate N-sulfotransferase activity; deacetylase activity
Source: RefSeq, a predicted model, not a curated record